UCUUCCGGCUUCCGGCUUCCGCUUUUGCACUUUUUUUUUUGUUUUUACCGUCAACGAACGUUUGUGUCGAGAAAAAUACACACGUGUGUGUUUGUGUGGAGAAAAACACGCGAAAUAUGGACGACGUGAAGCUUCAGAACGGUGGCACAACCAAGAAGAGAGACGACUACCUGGAAUGGCCUGAAUACUUCAUGGCUGUAGCUUUUCUGUCAGCCCAAAGGAGCAAAGACCCAAGCUCGCAGGUCGGAGCUUGUAUUGUGAACCAGGAGAAUAAGAUUGUCGGCAUUGGUUACAAUGGGAUGCCAAACGGUUGUGAUGAUGACCUGCUGCCCUGGUCACGCUGCGCAGAAGACCGACUGGACACCAAAUAUCCAUACGUCUGCCACGCCGAGCUGAACGCCAUCAUGAACAAGAACAGCGCCGACGUGAAAGGCUGCACCAUGUACGUGGCCCUGUUCCCCUGCAACGAGUGCGCCAAGCUCAUCAUCCAGGCCGGGAUCCGAGAGGUGAUUUAUCUUUCGGACAAGUACCACGACAAGCCAGAGAUGACGGCGUCCAGACGGCUGCUCGACAUGGCGCGAGUAAAGAUCAAACAGUUUGAGCCCAAAAGGACGGAGAUUGUCAUCAAUUUUAAUUCCAUCAACGACAACAGUCCUCAAAAACAGUGCAGUACCAGCUCACCUGUGGAGGGCGCUGCUGCUGCUGCUGCUGCUGCUUCUUCUGCUGCUUCUGCUGCUUCUGCUGCUGCUGCUGCUGCUGCUGCUUCUUCUGCUUCUGCUUCUGCUGCUUCUGCUGCUGCUGCUGCUGCUGCUGCUGCUGCUUCUGCUGCUGCUUCUGCUGCUCAGUCAGACGGUGAGUAGUCAGAGAAGGGCACGAGCGGGACGAGACCUAAAAGAGAGACUUUUGAUGACUUUUGUCCGAACAGGGAAAACUCAAGUACACGUGGACUUUUGGAUACUGUUGGAUGUUUUCAUUUAAACACUGGGUUUAAACAGUUUUUUGGCCGGGGGGCGGGGUUUGUAAUGCUGCUAUUUAUCUUUUUAAAAUAUUCUUUAGGUCAAGGGUCACUUUAAGUCUUUAUGUUCACUGUGUGAGUGAGUGAGUGAGUGUGUGUGUGUGUGUGUGUGUGUGUGUGUGUGUGUGUGUGUGUACGAUGAUUGAUUUCAUCGUUCAUAUUCUGGAAAAAAAAGCGGCCAACGGUUUAAAAAAAAAAAAAAAAAAUCCACAGUGGGUCGCAAAGUGUAGGUCGGGGGCCCACAGAUGGUUGCAGAAAUGUUUGUUUUGGGUCCCCAAAACACACUUUCUGAAUUUAUCCAAAAUUUCAGUCUAGGUUAAUGUGUACACAUAUAUAUAUUAAAUUUUAAUUUUUAAAAAAUAACAUGCAAAAAGUUCUCUCUGAUUGAAAGCUGCACCAUGUAGCAUUUCUAAAUCAAACGAUUUAAAAAAAAUGACAAGCGUGACAAUUCCAGAUUUGAUAUAUAUUUUGUUUAGCCUUGUACUUUUUUUGCAUUCAGCACAAAUAACGUCAACACUUUUUACAUCCAUCCAUUUGUCACCCCCUGGUGGCUAAAUAAAGAGUAUGCAACUGCAAA
Solea solea (common sole) is the source of this 1592-nucleotide messenger RNA. Its product is annotated as deoxycytidylate deaminase-like. The record is from RefSeq and is a predicted model, not a curated record. Gene Ontology annotation, cellular component: cytoplasm. Gene Ontology annotation, biological process: dTMP biosynthetic process; dUMP biosynthetic process. NCBI's taxonomy places the organism in Eukaryota, Metazoa, Chordata, Actinopteri, Pleuronectiformes, Soleidae. The coding region runs from base 117 to 860 and encodes 247 amino acids. Gene Ontology annotation, molecular function: zinc ion binding; dCMP deaminase activity; ice binding. The transcript has 6 exons.